CGUUGCUUCCCCAAGUCGCUCAUCUUUGACAAACUUUAAUGCUUCACCUUCAGAACUUCCAUCUUCCGACAAUCGCGACGCUCUAGGCACAAACAAGCGCCAUCUUCGUCGCCAAAAAUCUACCCACUAGCCAGCUAGGCACUCCAUCUCCGUUUCUCAGUCUGCUGGGCUCCGCUAUCCGCCGUCAUCUGGCCUGCCUCCUCACCCCAACCACUGGCGAAGUCGGCCUUGCGACCCGUUCAUCCCCCUCCGCCGACCCUUCGUCUGCCAACGCUCUGUGCUAGGCCGUCCUUCGAUUCGUUGGACCAAGCUGUCGUCACAAGCGCCCCUCCCACCUCCAACCUUUGACUUCCAUCCAUCAUCAGCCUGUCACUUCGCUGCGCUUUUAUCCUGCUCUCCGACAACACCGUCAAUCAUUCUUCGUGCUGUUGCUCGUCGCAUCAGCAAUCAGCAAUCGCCUGCGUUGGGCUCAAGCUCUCCGUUGUUGUUGCCCCAAUCGCACCCAGCUACAUCGCGUCGCUGUCGUCACUUUCUUCCAGCGCAUCCGACAGCCCACUUUCUCCCGAACAAUACCCAACCUCCCUUCCUCACGGGAACCGGACUUGGCAUCGCCUACCAACCCAUCGCACACCACCUACUGACAAAACAACACCCUCUGACGGACUGACGAUCAAAACACCGCCAAAAUGUCCAAGGUUAUGCGAAGUGUCAAGAACGUGACCAAAGGUUACUCCAGUGUCCAGGUCAAGGUUAGAGAAGCAACCAGCAACGAUCCAUGGGGUCCUACCGGAACUCAGAUGAGCGAGAUUGCUCAGCUCACGUACAACACAUCUACCGAGUUCUAUGAAAUUAUGGACAUGCUCGACAAGCGUUUGAACGACAAGGGAAAAAACUGGAGGCACGUUUUGAAAGCCCUCAAGGUGCUCGACUACUGCCUGCACGAGGGCUCCGAGCUUGUCGUGACGUGGGCGAGACAGAGCAUCUACAUCAUCAAGACAUUGCGCGAGUUCCAGUACAUCGAUGAAGACGGUAGAGAUGUUGGCCAAAACGUACGUGUUGCCGCCAAGGAACUUACGUCUCUCAUUCUGGACGAAGAGAGGCUUCGAGCCGAAAGAAGCGAUCGCAAGUCAUGGAAGUCCCGCGUCACCGGGUUAGAAGAAUUCGCUCCUCAGCAUACCAGCCCUACUCAACCGCGUGUCCGCCGCCGUAUGAGCAACGAGGACGAUACUGAAUACAGACUCGCCAUUGAGGCUAGCAAGCAUCAGGAGGAAGAGGACCGCCGAAAACGAGCCGGCCGCGGCGCCAACGAAACCGAGGACGAUGACCUAGCUAAGGCGAUCAAACUUAGCAAAGAGGAGGACGAACGGCGCAGACGAGAGAUGGAAGACAACAACGCCUCGCUCCUCUUCGACGAUACCCCCGUCCAGUCAACGCAACCGCAGUACACUGGAUUUAACCAAGGCUAUCAGCAAGGCAGCGCUGUGGACUUCUUCGCCAAUCCCAUCGACCAGAACCAACUUCAGACGCAACCCACCGGUUACAUGAACAAUGCGUACACCGGGUACCAACAGCCGCAGGCGACAGGAUUCCAGAAUGGCUACGGCGGCAACGGUUUCGGCAUGGACCCCUACGGACAACAACAGGGCAUGCAAGGCUUCCAGCCGCAGCCAACGGGCUACAACCCUUACGCUCAGCAGAACAUCACCCCUCAGGAGACAGCCUCGCAGCCAGGGAGCAACAACCCGUGGUCGACCGGUUCGAUGAAGGCGGGCAACCCAAUGAAACCAAUGCAAACGGGUUCCAACAACCCAUUCGCGUCCUCAUUUGGCCGCCCUCAGACGCAAACUUCCAUGCCCCCCUUACCAGAACAGAAGACACUCUCAGCUUUCAGCCAGCCCAGCUUCGCUCAGCAGCAGCAGCAGCAACAGCCGCUGCCUCAGCAACCUCAGCAACCUCAGCAACCUCAACUCACCUCGCAGCCAUCCUUUGGAACUCCGCAGAAGGAGCUUACGGACCACGAAGCCAAGCUCAAUGCGCUGCUUGCUGGUGGAGACGGUAUGGACACAUACGGCAACACCGGCCAGACACGUAUUCCCGCGCAGCACACUGCACCUGGGACCUUUGUCAACAGCGCCGGCUCUGGUGCUCAGCGACUCACUGCGGAGGCAACUGGAAGCAACCCUUUCCUCCGAUCACAAUUCACAGGCAUGCCCAGCAUGUCAUAUGGGCAGCAAAUGCCGGCUGCCACAGGUCCUGCAGGUAUCAAUGGCAGCAACAAUCCAUUUGCGGUCGGAAGACCACAGCAGCAAAACACCCAGCCGCAGGACCUCAUUCAGUUUUAGGUCACCGUGUCACGGGGGGGAUAUACUACGAGGCUGACUCAGGCGCUUGAUCAUCGGCGCUGUUCAAGCCAACGAAUGUUUGCACUCAGGUUCAAAAGGAUUCUUUUUUUUUAUUUUAUUUUUAGAGACUGGGGGAUGCGGAAGUUUUUACUUGCGGUGCGGUCACAUACCCGGCAGAGGACUCAACUUGUUCCUGUUCAUAGUUGGCCGGCGGUUUGCUUCGAUUUACAUUUACACAGCUUGCCUAUAGCGCUCUUCAAUGAGCCAUUUAUGAUCUUUGAAAUUUGGCCACAGCAUGCACCCGCCACCGGAUUCAGUGAUAAGUAAUGGAAGGGUUUAAUGUCGUCUCAUGUAGAUUGCACAGUAACAUGCUUUCCAGGCAAAGAUGAUCACGGCUAGC
Messenger RNA from Colletotrichum scovillei, 2742 nucleotides. RefSeq names its product ENTH domain-containing protein. Gene Ontology annotation, biological process: actin filament organization; endocytosis. The transcript is spliced from 4 exons. The record is from RefSeq and is a predicted model, not a curated record. NCBI's taxonomy places the organism in Eukaryota, Fungi, Ascomycota, Sordariomycetes, Glomerellales, Glomerellaceae. Gene Ontology annotation, cellular component: clathrin vesicle coat; endosome; plasma membrane. Gene Ontology annotation, molecular function: clathrin binding; phospholipid binding. The coding region runs from base 687 to 2342 and encodes 551 amino acids.